Aspergillus calidoustus is the source of this 1478-nucleotide messenger RNA. Lineage: Eukaryota; Fungi; Ascomycota; Eurotiomycetes; Eurotiales; Aspergillaceae. The record is from the annotation of a GenBank genome assembly.
CGGGAAAGGAUCUAAAAAAGUUCAGCGGACUUGCGACCACGCAGAAAAGCGAAGUCUCUGCUUGAGCUUUGGUUUUAAAGGUUGGACAACAUGUCUACUACAGUGCGGGCGCCUCAGCAAUAUAGCCAGCCCUCGAGGAAGGGUAAGAAGGCUUGGAGAAAGAAUGUGGAUGUUACGGAGGUCCAAGAGGGUCUUCGGUUGUUGAAGGAUGAAGAGAUCAAAGGAGGCGUGUUAGCAGAACAACCCUCUGAAGAACUGUUCGUCAUCGACACAAAAGGCUCGUCCGAAAUCCGCGACUCUUACCGAAAACAACACAAAAAGCUUCUCAAGUCGGACGAAAUUCUCGCACAACGAUCCGCAAUUGGCGCCGUCGACACACGGAAACGUGGAAGCUCAAAGGUUACAGAUGGCGUGAUUGAACCCAGCACUAAGAAGCACAAGAGCGACUGGGUCUCGAAGAAGGAAUGGCAGCGCUUGAAACAGGUGGCCAAGGAGGGUAACCCGCUCGGAAAAUCUAGCGAUAGUGGCUUCUAUGAUCCCUGGGCGGAUGAGGCCGACCCCACGCCCCUCGAUGACCCCCAGUUUGACUAUCUGGAGAAGCCCAAGCCUAAGGUCGCUCCGGAGACACUGAAGCGGGCGCCGGUUUCGCUCGCGGCGAAUGGAAAGGCGGUCAAGGCUGUGCGAACGCCUACUGCUGGGACGAGUUAUAACCCGACUUUCGAGGAGUGGGAUCAGCUGUUACAGGAGCAGGGCCAAAAGGCCGUUGACGAAGAGAAGAAGCGGCUGGAGGAAGAGCGCAAAGAGGCAGAGCGACAGCGCCUGAUCGAAGCGGCACAGAAUGAAGAUAGUGAUGCAAAGUCGGAUGAUGAGAGCGCGUGGGAAGGUUUUGAGAGCGAGUAUGAGAAGCCGGAAUGGCUCAACAAGAAGCGACCGGAGAGAAAAACCAAGACCCAGAGGAACAAGAUCAAGCGAAGAAAGGAAGCCGAACGACUGGCCAAGUGGGAGGAACAGAAGAAAAAGAAGGAGGACCAAAUUGCCCAGGCCAAGGCUAUUGCUGAGCGCCUCAAGGAACAGGAGGGCCAGUUGGCUAGUGACGGUGACGAUUCAUCAGACGAGGGAGAUGACUCCGUCUUGCGCCGGAAGCCUUUCGGAGGCAAGAUCAAGGCUCCCGAGAAGCCAGUAGAAGUAGUCCUACCCGACGAACUUCAAGACUCACUACGCCUGCUCAAGCCAGAGGGCAAUCUUCUUGACGACCGAUUCCGGACGUUGAUUGUUCAGGGCAAACUCGAGUCGCGUAAGCCCGUAUCGCAACCGAGAAAGGCCAAGAGAGAAGUGACUGAGAAAUGGGCGUACAAAGACUUCAAGGUCCCUGGUUUAUGAUAUACCUAAUCUCUUUUUCUGUUUAUAUUUCUACUAGAUAUCACAUUUCAUGGGCAGCAGGAUACAAAAAGUCGAUUCUCAUUCUUACCAGUAGCAGU